CUCCUUCCUCCCCGCUGCUGGCCGCUCUCCAAAACCACGGCCCCCAUCGCCCUCCUCCUCCUCCUCCUGCAAUCACCCGCAGCUUCGCAGCACCUUCUUCCUCCUCCCUCAGACACACACACCACCAUCCUCUGCCGUUUCUUCCAUUGGAUGUGAAUGGAAGGUCGGAGGACACUGGAAUGUAGGGCCGGGUAAAGAAAAGGAGCAAGAAACGGCAGCAGAGACCCCCCUGCCGCCGCGCCCGCCUGAAAUCUCUCCCUCCGCCUUUACUCGCCGGGAGCCCCGGGCCUGAUCUGAUCCGAUCUGAUUCGGAGUGAUUUCCGGGCGCCUCGUUUUCUAGCCGCCCGCUCCCCCCGGAGGCCAGAGCCGUGAGCUCCGCCGACGGGGAGAAUAGAAAUGAAGAGCCUGCAGUGCUUCAAGCAGGGCGGCGGGGAUGGCGCGGGGAGGCGGCUGGAGCGGCGGCUGUCGCUGGGGGACUACAAGAAGGCGGUGUCCUGGUCCAAGUACCUGGUGGCGCCGCCGGGGGCCAAGAUCCGGGGCGGCGGCGAGGAGCUCUGGAGCGCCGACCUCUCCAAGCUCCAGAUCCGCGCGCGCUUCGCCUCCGGCCGCCACAGCCGCGUCUACUCCGGCCGCUACAACGGCCGCGAGGUCGCCAUCAAGAUGGUCAGCCAGCCCGAGGAAGACGCCGCGCUCGCCGCCGAGCUCGAGCGCCAGUUCGCCUCCGAGGUCGCGCUCCUCCUCCGCCUCCGCCACCACAACAUCCUCUCCUUCGUUGCAGCAUGCAAGAAACCACCAGUGUUCUGUAUCAUCACUGAGUACAUGGCAGGGGGUUCCCUUAGGAAGUAUCUACACCAGCAAGAGCCUCAUUCAGUCCCCAUCGAACUAGUUCUGAAACUAGCUCUAGACAUUGCCCGUGGGAUGAGCUACCUGCACUCACAGGGGAUACUCCAUAGGGACCUGAAGUCAGAGAACGUGCUUCUCGGGGAAGAUAUGUCCGUCAAAGUGGCGGAUUUCGGGAUCUCAUGUUUGGAGUCGCAGUGCGGUAGCGGCAAGGGGUUUACGGGGACCUAUCGGUGGAUGGCUCCUGAAAUGAUCAAGGAGAAAAACCAUACUAGAAAAGUCGAUGUGUACAGCUUUGGGAUCGUCUUGUGGGAGAUUUUAACUGCUUUGGUUCCAUUCAGCGAGAUGACACCUGAGCAGGCUGCUAUAGCUGUCGCCCUCAAGAAUGCGAGGCCACCGCUACCUGCUUCGUGCCCUGUGGCCAUGAGCCAUCUGAUAUCUCAGUGCUGGGCGACAAACCCGGAAAGAAGACCUCAGUUUGACGAUAUCGUCAUGGUCCUCGAGGGCUACAAGGAAGCGCUUGACAACGACCCGUCAUUCUUCCUGUCAUACAUACCGCCUCCGCCGCAACACCACCCGCAGCACCAGCAGAGCCUUCUCCGGUGCUUCCCUCGGGUGAAAUCAAUGCGACGGUCCGCUUCUCUCAAGGCAUGAUGUCUGCGGGCGGUGCUCCUCCUUCAUCCUCGCCAUGUAUAAUAUGCACCUUUCUCUGAGUUUCUUCCUCUCUAUGUGCCGGCCCUCUAUUAUUGCGGCAUCUAGGCUCGCUCCAAUUUCGUUUUUCCUUUCUUCUUGGUUAUUAUGAUUGCCAUCAUUGAUGAUGCCGUCGAAGCCGCCGUGCGUUUCUAUCUAGAUAUGACAAAGCAGUUCUCCCUGCAGAUUAUCUAUCGGCUGCCGUCUACUUGUGACCGAGUGAUGGAACCAUGAACUAGCUAGCUUUUGUAAUUGUAAUUAUAACUGAGCUCUUCAUGAAUCGUGUUCCUACUCUUU
This is a messenger RNA of Triticum urartu, 1827 nucleotides long. RefSeq names its product serine/threonine/tyrosine-protein kinase HT1. Lineage: Eukaryota; Viridiplantae; Streptophyta; Magnoliopsida; Poales; Poaceae. Gene Ontology annotation, biological process: protein phosphorylation. The record is from RefSeq and is a predicted model, not a curated record. Gene Ontology annotation, molecular function: ATP binding; protein serine/threonine kinase activity.